UGCCAUGUGGGUGUAGGUAAGGUGCCCGCCCUUUUACAGUAGUAUAAUUUAGUUGUUCACGUAGUGUCACGUAGAUCUGUUCCCUCUGAGCCCACAACAAUUUGAGUGCAAAACAAACUAAUAUCCAUAUUUCAGCCAUUGCAUCUGCGCUGUGCAGCAACUAAGUGGUGCAUCUGCUACUCUUACUGCGUUCCUCAAAACUUUGAAUUCCUUUUCAGGGCAAAUUUUGUAUAGUAGACUUCUCCAGAGAGGAUGGAAAAUUUGAAACAUCUGUAGUGCCCCAAUCAUGGGUAAAUGAGACAAGCACACAUUGCGCAUGGCCACUGAAGUACAACAAGUCACUCCUAAAAAAGGGUCCAGACCCGAGAUGGCCCAGGCAUCCAAUAGUUUUGAGAGGAGUGUACGAUAAUCACGACGAUGCGCGAGUGAUGCUUCGCCAAGCAGUAGCCAACAGCAACCUGGAAGAAGAAGAAGAAGAAGAGGGUGGUAGUUCUAAACGGCGUCGUCGCCAUGUUAAUAGGCCAUCCAGGUACCUCAGCACUUCUGAGGAUGGUGGGACUUGUAAACAAUCAUCGUUGAAGCAAAAGAAGACAAAAAGUGCCCAGUCUUCUACUGUCCCUACAGCUCCUGUUGUUACUGCUGUUUCUGCAACAGUGGUAAAGCCAACUUCUGCCCUCACUCCGAAACCGUUAGAAUCCUCAUCCUCUGCUGUGGCAAAAGGUACUCCGAUCCCUGACAUGACCCCUAUUAAAUCAAUUAAGGGUAUCAAGACAAAUCGGAACACCCUUUUCUCUUCUUUGAAUAAAGUAUUGACGACAUCUUGUGACGCCAGAGAUACCGUGUCGGAGAGACACAGUUCAGAUUGUGACCCAAUGCCGAACCUCAAUGGCGAUGGACCCUCGAGUGUCAGAUCUGAGCAAAGUUAUGAUGAAGGAGUUUUAAUGGAACCCCUUGGAUCCCCUGACUCUGCACCAUUAGUGCUCUCACUUGGAUCAGAUGGUACUCUUGUUGUGGAUACUAAUCCCCUCCCUGUAGGCUCCACAGAAGUUAAUGUGGGUCAUGGAGGUGGUGAUGACAGCUCUGGCGAUAUCCAGGAUACAAACAAUCAUGGCGCUGGACAAAAGUCCGUGCCUCCUGCUACAAGGCACGAAGAGCAGCCACAGUCAAGUAAUUCUACUCUCCCAGCAGGGGCAACAGCACAACCGUGCAACUGUAUGUACAAGGUGCUGGUGAAGCUGAACCACAUUAGUCUCACGCAGAGAAAUCACACUCGAAUGCUGGAAAGGCUGAUGGCUCACAAUGGACUGGUUGCUGAACAGGCUACUCCUGCGCCCCCCGGAUGGCCCAAGAAAUUGCCAAUAAAAGAUGUUCAACUUUUCCUUGAAUUCGACCGACUUUUAACUAAUGCGGACAACUAUGCCUAUGCCAUGAAUUAUUUAGAAAAAAAUGCGUCGUGCCGAGACCCAAAGGAGAACACUCGUGAAGCGCUCAAGGCAUUCAUUUCCAAUUCGCUGAAGAACCACCUCAACUGGAAAGGCACUACUCUAAAGUUUGGCAUUGGAAAAAAGAAAAUUGGUGAACUUGUGAUCGAAGCUGUUAGGAAAACUCACAAGGACUUUGCCAAAAAAAAGAUUAUAACUGAAGCAAGUAGAUGGCUGAGGAAUAAUAUACCGAAGGAACAGGAAACCAGUGAAGAUGACUCCAGUGAAGCAGAAGGGAGUAACUCCGAAGAAGAAGGCGAAGAAAUGGAAAUGGACUAGGAACCGGAAGACUGCAACGACUGGCAUAGUUUGUUUUGUAACUUUUUUCACACUGGAAAAUAAAAUGUUCAACAGGCGUGCACAUGCAAGUGCUCAACACAAUGUUGCACACUUUGAAGUGUUUCACUGAAUGUUUGAAUACCAUAAAGUGUUGAAGAGUAAAGUUGAACACUUUAAAGAGUCCAAAAGGUCAUGGCCAUCUCUGGAGUUGAACUUUACUGUUAAACACUUAAUAGUGUUCAAAUAUCCAGCCCAACACUUGAAAGUGUGCAACAUAGUGUUGAGUACUUGCAUGGGCACGCGAGCUGAAUACUUUAUUUAUCAGUACAGCGACACUUUUCUUUUUUUUUCUGUGUAUUCCAAAAGUUGGUAGAAAAUAAUAAUUUUUCACCAAAUCAUGUAUGCUUAUGCAUUUCUUUCUCUCUCUCUCACACACACAUAGGUAUAUAUUUUCCGGAGCAGUAAAGAAUGGGCCGCGAGUGCACCUUCAAUGCACUCUGCAGGCGUGACUUCAAUGCGUCGCAGGAGCACCUUGAAUGCGCCUUGCGAAUGCACGUGAAGUCCGCCUUGCAGGUACGCCUACAAUGCGCCUCACAUACUCUUGGACAAAAGCCUUUAAUGCGGCUUACAAAUGCGUCUUGAAUGCGCCUUAGAAAUGCGCCUUA
Messenger RNA from Frankliniella occidentalis (western flower thrips), 2425 nucleotides. RefSeq lists its product as uncharacterized. Bases 429 to 1760 code for a protein of 443 amino acids. The transcript is spliced from 8 exons. The record is from RefSeq and is a predicted model, not a curated record. Lineage: Eukaryota; Metazoa; Arthropoda; Insecta; Thysanoptera; Thripidae.